AUGGAUGUUUUCAGGUUUCACCAGUACCAGGUUGUCGGAAGAGCUCUCCCAACAGAGAAGGAAGUGCAACCUAAGAUUUACAGGAUGAAGCUUUGGGCAACGAACGAGGUUCGUGCCAUGUCCAAGUUCUGGUACUUCUUGAGGAAGCAGGUGAAGAUUAAGAAAAGCAAUGGUCAGAUGCUUGCCAUCAACGAGAUCUUUGAGAAGAACCCAACGACGAUCAAGAACUUUGGAAUCUGGCUUAGAUACCAGAGCCGUACAGGUUACCAUAACAUGUACAAGGAGUUCCGUGACACGACUUUGAACGGAGCAGUGGAGCAAAUGUACACCGAGAUGGCUUCGAGGCACAGAGUCAGGUUCCCUUGUAUUCAGAUCAUCAAGACAGCCACUGUACCAGCAGCUUUGUGCAAGAGAGAGAGCACGAAGCAGUUUCACAAUAGCAAGAUCAAGUUCCCUUUGGUCUACAAGAAGGUUAGACCUCCCAGCAGGAAGCUCAAGACUACCUACAAGGCCUCUAAGCCCAACUUGUUUAUGUAAAUGCUCUCUUGAAGCUAUUGAAACGUUUCAGACUACUUUUGAGGAUCCAAACUCGUUAGUACUUUUUCGUAUUAUUAUUAUUAUUAUUUUUUUUUGGGCAACCGUAUUAUUAUUGGAUUAUAUUAUUUUCUAUGCUGGAUAUUUUUGAUUGUCGUCUUUGGUUGGCAGCGAGACUUAAUAAUAUUAUAGAAC
Eruca vesicaria subsp. sativa (arugula) is the source of this 729-nucleotide messenger RNA. Lineage: Eukaryota; Viridiplantae; Streptophyta; Magnoliopsida; Brassicales; Brassicaceae. The record is from the annotation of a GenBank genome assembly.